Panicum virgatum (switchgrass) is the source of this 7869-nucleotide messenger RNA. RefSeq lists its product as uncharacterized. Lineage: Eukaryota; Viridiplantae; Streptophyta; Magnoliopsida; Poales; Poaceae. The transcript has 5 exons. The record is from RefSeq and is a predicted model, not a curated record. Bases 6271 to 7287 code for a protein of 338 amino acids.
UAUACGACUCGGCAAACGCAGAACCGACGAUCACCAACCGACCUGUGCUCCCUAUAAAGCCACCCGACCCCCGCUCUCUUCCUCGCAGAUUAGAAUAUGUGUUCGAUACGCUGACUUCCCCUACACGCAUUCCUCCUCCUCGUGUCGUCGUGAUGAUGGGUAAGGCGUAGGUAAGGCGCAGUUGUUUCCGAUCUUACGGUUGUUUCUUCGAUUGGUUGAUCAGGUGCGUGGGCUAGCCGGAUAGAUCGCUUGAUUAUAUUUUGGGAUUAAUCGAUCUGUUCGACUGGAGGGUUCUAGGUUUGAUGAUUUCCCUGCUCGGUCGCGCUUCCCCCUACGGAUCCCUCUGUUUGGGGAGAUAAUUUUGCGUUGACGUAUGAUGACUAAUUACGAUUUGUUGAUACAUAGGGCUCUGCAGUUCUUGUUUCGAUUUCUGUCCAAGGUCAGAUCAGUUUAACUGAGUAGCACGGAAAGUUUGGGCUUAACCGAGGAUAUUUUGAAGUGUUUGGUCUCGAUCUGCCUCUGGUCUACAUGGUUAUUGGUCGGAUCAGGAUAAUUUGUUCGUACGCCUAAUUUUUCUGAUAGGAUCUGCACCUGAUGCUUGUUAUUGGAAUAAGUGCAGUACUGCAGUGCUCAAAAUGCUGCAGUUUUUGCAUCUGGCAUGUUCCCCUCAUGGUUGUCAGUCUCAUCAGAUUCAGAAGUUUUAUUAGUUAUGAUAAUAUAUGGUUGCUUAGGUGUGUUCGGACUUUACAGCUAUAUAUGGUGUCAAUUUGCUGUUUGGUUUGGCAUGCAGUAUCGAUUGGAUUAUUGAUGGUGGGUGCGAGGUAUAAAAAACAGAUCCAUCACUGCUAUGUUUCAUGGUUGACUUAGUGAUGCUUUAUUUGGGAGCAAGAAAAAGAUUUUGAUUCAGUACUAUUGACAUGCUUUUGGAGGUGGUUCUACAGUGUUAUUCUUCAAUUAAUUAUCAUUUAGUCAGCUUGAUUGAAAGGCACAUUUCAAGGAAGUUCAGAAUGUGGGUUGUGAUUGCCACUAUGCAUUUUUGUUUAGUGCUAGUUUCGUGUGAACAUCUGAUUGAAGAUUCUUCCAGGAACUAUUCUUGCUGAGGGCAAUGGAUGAAUGAUCUAAGUUGUGGUUUCCUGACUGGUUUGCUACUGCUGCGUGUUUAUCUGGUAGUACCAUGGUACCUUAAGGUCUUAUCAGAUUAAGGUGCAUUGUUUUGGUCUGAAUCUCCUAUUGGCUAGUCCUCUCUGGUGAUGCAAUGUUCAGUCACAUGGUUUUGAUUGGCUUUUAUGGGCCUUAGUGGUUUCAGAUACUUAUGUCCCUUCAUUUACUGGACCAUGUGCCCUUUUUAGUGUCAGCUUCCUUUUGCUGUAAACUCAUGUUGUGUAUUUAUUUAUUAUCUAAGCACCUUCUCUGUGUUUGUUUAUUAAUAGAUUUCAGAUAGAAGGGUCUGUUGUAACCACUAUGUAUUAUUGGCAUUCUUCUGCUUGUAAUGAUAGUUGUAACUCUUGGAGCAAUGGAAUUAUAACCUGAAGUCCUGAACUCUCCUUCAAAAGAUAAUGCUAGGUGGAGCAACAUUGCCUCGCCUAGCACUGUAGUUGAAAUAAUGCACAAACAGUGGAGAUAAUUUAAAAUCCAAAUUUAAAUAUGCACUGUAGUUGAAAAUAUAAUCAUUAUAGCCAUUUAUAUUCAGGCCCUUAUUAAGGUAUAUUUGUGGAAUUGUUGUUACCGACUUUUUAAGUAUUCUGAGGCAAUAUGUGUUGUAAUGAAUCAUACCUUAAGUUGUGUACAAUAUGUGUUGUAAUGAAUCAUACCUAAAGUCGUGUACAAUAUGUGUUGUAAUGAAUCAUAGCUUAAGUUACCACAAGUUGUGUACAAUUGAGAAAUAAUCUCUUUUAGUAUUGUAGAAAUAGAUGCUUAAUUUUUAAAUAAACAAAUCUAUUCGUUGCAAUAAAGCACUCUAUUUAUUGUAUCCUUUUCACUGUUUUGCUUGUGCUGGCUAUCAUCCAGUCUGAAUAAUUACGAAUAUUGUGACCGUAGUAGUUAUUUUCAUGGCUUUAUGGGUUUACUUAUUUGCUUUACAUUAUUUAUUAUUGAUAAUGAAAAAAUAAACAAUUUAUGUGCCUUAUGUUAAUACAUAUUUUCUAUCUAUUUUGGGGCUAAUCUCUGUAAGCAUUUGGGUCUGUUUAAUAAAUUUAUAAUUUUUUGAGUUAUUUCCUGUUCUAUUGGCAAUAACGUGUGAGUAAUUCUUUUCAGAUUGAUCCAUCAUGUUUUGAUUUAGUCGCAAAAUCUUUUAGCUUUUUUUUUUGUUUUCUUGGCCCUAAGCUAAUCAGAACUUAAAUCUGUACCUACUUGAGGAGCAAUCAAUGAAAGUCUGCUCAUUGUUUUUAGUUGUUAUGACUCUCAUCAUCUUGCUCUAUCUUGUUCCUUUCAUUAUUUUUUUUUGGAGGUCUCUAUAAGAUUUGCUUUUGCUGCUAUAUGAGACUUUAGGUUAAAGUAGUUCCGUGCUUGUGUAUUGCUGUGGGUAUUUAGAAGGUCAAUUAGAUAUUAGACUAUUAGAACUCUAUUCAGCAACAAUGGUGCUAAUGUAUGUGGCAAGUAGUGAUUAGCUAGGUUCCAUGCCUUUUUUUUUGUUUUAGAUAUAUCUGUAUCUGGAAGAGUAAGUAGUUUGCUAGUCGAACUCUUUGGUAGCAGUGUUGGCUCUCCACCAAAACUGCUUGCAAGUUUGUGAAAACCUUUAUUUAGGUUGUCUUAGUCUGUCACUCUCGGUGAUAUUGUGAACUAAUGAACUUGAAUUGUCUUUCUGUUAAAAUGGCCAAUUGCUUCAAUUUUUUUAGAUGUUCCAUCAAUUUAGCUGACUUCAAGCUAGGCACAUCCAUGGUUAUCCAACUGGAGUUGUGCACUGAUUUUUUUCCCGAAUUAUCUAUUUCUAAUUUGCGUACUUUUCCUAUACUAAGUUGUUUGUUUUCUCCUAUAAUUUUUGUUGGCCCUUAAAUUCUGUGAUAAGAGAUUUAGGAGUUUUACAUCCAUACUAAGUUUCUAACCAGGUUGGUGUUGUAUGCUACUCUGUAAAAUACCACUGAUCUUUUCUCUUUUUUAGAAUUAUCAUAUUUAGUAUUUUUAUGCAGUUGUAACUUGUGUUCUCUUUUUUUUUUGUAGUAGCCAACUACUCAUACCACUGUUUAUUGACAUGUCUUGACAUUUAAGCAACAUGGAACUUGGCUAAUAAAAACCUUAUGCUCGAAGGUUUUAUACAAUGUUUUGGCAAAUGGUGGGGUACAUAGGAGAUUGGUCAUGGAGUUUACUGUUUUGAAGUUGCGGUUUCAUGCUUAAAUUAGAUUUUGAGUUGAUAGUUUACCUAUUUUAGUUUGCAAAUUGUUGGCAUUAAGUUUCAAUGGAAAACUAGACUAACUGUUUGCAUUCAGCAAUUCUCAUCAACUAAUUGAUCGUCAUCUUAAGAUAGCCCUACCACAGGAAUUAUCAAAUUCUUUCUUCAUUUCUUUAGUAAAUACUGGCCUCCUAACACAAUUUCUGUUACCUGAUAGUUUCAUUACUGUUGCUCCGUCAGUUUUGUGAUAGAUAAGAAGUGUGUAUGACUUACUAUUAACUAAUGGAAACUUGUACUCCAAAAUUUACGCUCCACAUUAAGACAUUAUUAGCCCUUCUUUGUUACGAGUAUAUGCUAUCUCAUGACACUAGUAUUGCUUGUUUUGCACUUUCCUUAUUACUGCCGGUGCUGUAAUUUGUAGUUGUCUGUCUUCCCUUCUUGUGUAUUCAUUUGUGGUUGGUAACAGGUCACUUCAUUUUCUUCUCAUGCUUGAAUCAUUUAUUACUGUAAUGUUGGUUGUUGAAACAUGAUCCUUAUCGAGUCCAUAUUCCAUCGAUUUAUAUCACUUCUGUAUAGCUAUGAAAGUAGAAGACUUCACUUUAAUCAUAGCAGAGUCUUCUAUUGUUUUUGUACCCAUGCUUUACUUUUAGUCUUUACAAUGUUGGUCUUCUGAUGUACAAGUGUAUGCAAGUUUAACUUUAUCUGACAUUUGAUCUUUUGUUAAGUUCACUGUACAAUAUUGUUUGAUAAUCUUUUACCUUUUAUUUUAAAUUUUAAUUAAAUCUUCCAUGAUGGUCAUGUCUUAGUAAGACUUAAAACGUGGAUCUGUCGAUGUGUAAUGGGUUUCACUAAAUAUUGGUAGUAUGGAAUAUUUGAGAUUAUUCUAUGGAGCUUACUGUUAUGAUGUUGUGGCUUUAUGGUUAUUUAUUCAUUUAUUCAAUUAGAUUUCUUAACCAGUUGUGUCCCUACUGUUUGCAUUGCUGCCAUGAAGUCUUAAAAGGGGAAUCAAGAUUAACAAUUCGUGUCAUGUGGUUUUCACGAACUAGCUAACUAUGUCAAUUAAAAUAUAUGUUUAACUUGUUCUGUUUAGUUCAUUCGUGUGCAGCCUCAUAGGUCCUGCAAAUUAAUGGCCUUGUCCCUGUAAUUUUGUUUCUUUCAAACUUAGUUUUAUUUGAAGCACAAAAAUGUACAUACAGCAGAACCAUUUUUAUUACCUAUGACACAAUUCAAAUACUACAUUAUUUGGUACUGUCAACAUUAUUUGUUAACAUACCUAAAUGCUCCUUCCUGUGUCCUUCAGUAGACUGGGUGUUUCCCUUCAUCCCUUGUUGUUUGCUUGGUUAUAACAAUGUGAUAAUGAGUUGCAUUAGGUACUGUCUUCUAUAGUUGUUCGGUGUAAAAUUGUGAUAAUUUUAGCUGUAGAAAUACCUUCAUGUGCAAUAAUUAUCAAGUUGGUGUUGAAAACCUUCAUCUUAUUUAGAAAUUGAUGACUGGCAGCUUUUUUUGUGUGUGUGUGCAAAAUCUGACAUGACAAUAUUUGUGAUGUUGCUGUUUGAGUCCAUUUUUAUUUUAUGAUCUUGGCAUUGAAGUCGUGUGAGGUCAGCUGUUUAAAUGACAUUUAUGGAAGUGUUGAGUAAUGCAAAGUGGUUGUGUUUUCAAUUAAUAAAAUUGUAAUUAUUUCCUUGUGCCGAAUUGCACUAUGAGUCUACUGAAAUACCUGUAAAUACACACAUUCCGAGUUUGUCUUCCCUGCAUUGCGUAACUUUCUCCUGAUGGUUGCAUUUGCUUGUGCUGUUUGAUUAGUGGUUUUAUCUGUGAUGGUUGCAUUUUUAGUACUAGCAGUUUGUAUAACUCAUUCUACAUGUGGUAUGUACUGAAGAUUGACCGUGAUAAAUUCUGAGUUUCUGAUGUGAUUGAGGGGUUCCUUUUCUAUUAAAUUUUCUUGUUUAUGCUUGUGGGUAGGUUUUGGGUGUUGGGUAGGGGUGCCUAACACUGCCAAUGCCGGUCCCAAGCCCGGAUAAAAGUGGAGGGGGCACAACUGAACUAUUGUGGUUAAGUGAGUGUCCCAUACCAAUGUUUUGUUUCAGAAUUGACGCAGGAGCUCAUUUUUAUUUUGCAUCAUGCUUUGCAGUUUUUGCAUUCACGCGAGAGUAGAAAAUAAUUUGGUUCAUUCCCCCAGUUCAUUGCCAGAGCAGCCAAGAAAGAAGAAAUUUGCAACUAGAACUGAAGUUUUUGAGAAUCAAGCUGCAUACAUGGACGGUAUGAGAACACACAAAAAAAAAUGCAGGGUCUCGCCUUUGUAGCUAUCGGAGCUGUAGCGAGCACAGUCCAUCCAUUUUCAUCAAAUUUUCAGGCGGAUAUGCUGCAACCCAGUGUCUAUUGCGGCGACGCUUCAACCCAUGGAGAGAUCCCAAGCUUCUUGUUGCUAACGUCGCGACUGAUGGAUGCAUCCAAUUCCAUUUGCCAGUCGAUGCUGCCACGCCCGGCACGGGGCGGCUGUAUAAAGCAAGCCGUUUGCUAAUUUGGGGCCGUGAGCGCCCAGUACGGCAACAGCGGCGCCGCGGGUACGGGCCCCUGCUGAUGGUGCAGGCUGCCGCCGGGGUACCCGCCGUCGCAGCGUUUGUUUGGACCUGAAAUUGACUGAGCUAGAGCCUAGUAGGUUGGGGCUAAGCUGUGCCGUGCUUUCAUGACUUCGCGUCAGCGUUUCUGUGCUCGUGUAAGCUGGUCUGGAUCUUGUCGAGUCAGGUGCUUCAUUUGUGAGUUGAUGAUGAGAGUUUUGUGAAUGUGUGGUGAUAUGGAAUAAUGUCAAUCAAAUACUCAGUCUUGUGUUUCUUACCAAAUAUUGUGAUUGUGCUAUGUUAUCUUGAAUGAAAGUUUAGCUUCUUAAUUUGCUUAUCAAUGGAAAUAUUUUUAUCUGUUCUGUUGACCAAGCCGUGUUGCUACUCAUGUUGGCAUUGAGCGAUUUUCCAGUCAUUCCUUGGCUAUUCAUGAUCAUUUGGAUUUUGUUACAUCACCCCUGCCCUGAGCCAGCGCCGACCGCUGCUUAUCCUGGACCGUGGGCCUCGCGAUGGGCCUCUCUGGGCCGUCCAGUUUCGGGUCGGUUUCGCUCCACCUCACGGUUUCGGCCUUUUUCCGCUCGCUCGCCUUUUCCCAAACAAACCGCUUCAUCGGAAACCGAAUCCCUCCCUCCUCUCCGUCGCCGCGGCGAAGGAACCAUAUCGUCGGCGAUGUCGCCGCCGGUGGCGGAACUCCAACUCCUGCACCUCAACACCAGUGGAGAUCGCUCAGGUCCGGGAUUCGCUUCGGCUCUCGGCCCUGAGUACUGUGCUCCCGUGGGCGAAGAUGACGACGACGACCUCUUGGUGGCGAAGACCACAUACCGCGAGGUGGAGGAUGGUCCGAUUGACUAUGAGAUCCCUUGCCCAGGGCAGAACUUCAUGGAGGAGCAAGCAGAGGAAAUAGGUUUGAAGUGGCUAGAAAGAUGGUGCGAUCUGUGCACGCAAUUCUCGGAUUCGUGCAAUGUGGUUCGUAGCCAGGGAGGUGAGAAUGUUACUCUUCCGCCAGAGCCUCUCAAAGUUCUCCCUGAGACAACAUAUUUCUGCAUCACGAGAGAUUACUGCUAUCACCGUGAGUACAUGACCAGUGAUACCUCCCAGACUCAGUCAGUCCUUGGAUUUCGCAUACCGAAGCAAAUGAUGCAAGUCUUCUCGCUGAGGUUGUCAAUCUAUAAACCUAAAUCCUAUCCAAUAAGUAUUUAUGGAAUAUUCGCCGUACGUGAUGACUUGGAGCCGUUGAGGAAUUAUGUCUUUAACCGUUCGAGAGACAAUCCUGUCAUGAUUCCUCAGGAUUCCCUAGCCCUGCCUCUUUGUAGCCCUUACCGAGGAAUGUAUGUAGUGGAUCGUGCAUUGUUGGAAGUUGAUCUUUGGGUGAAAAAGGAAGGAGAUGGAUCAACGGAUGAAUAGUUACUUUCUGUGUAUGUUGAGAUUGACUCCGGCUCUAAUCUCAAAAAGACGCUCACGGGACGGAUUCACAGUGAAGAUUGCAUCUUGGAUAUGGACUACAUGUUCCUUGCAGUGGGUGUUGAAGCAGCUAUUCAGGUGUUCACAGUUGUUGACAGUCCUCGUCAUGUGAGAUUCUUUGCUGCCAGCAGUUGUUUUGAUAAAGAGAUUGUGAUUUUUGAGGGCAACUGUGUCAAGAAGGGCGAGCUAUUCACGCAUACUGUUGCGGUGAUGGCAAAAGAAAAUUUAAGUGUUCGCUUAGAAUGGGAGAAUUCAGUUCUGGAGUGGACGUUUAAGGAUGGAGAGCUUGGAGCUAUAAGCUAUCCUGAUGAUAACUCCAUUCCGUUUUAUGUAAGGGUGUUCUUUUCUCCAAAGAAUCUGGAAUUCAGACCGUCACGAGACCAUUCCUCGAAAGAGAUGUGUUGAAAUGGAAUUCAGACCGUCACGAGACCAUUCCUCGAAAGAGAUGUGUUGAAAUAGGCCGUCUGGCUUUCAGAUUGUGAAUACAGAAAACUAAUAGCAACUUGAAUGCAUUCAUGAAUUGCA